AUGCCGUCCAUCCUCAGCGAGGCCGACAAGGAGACCGUCAAGCGCUUCGUCCCCAAGCAGAGCAAUAAGAUCCAGGCCGUGGCUGUAGCCCGACUCUACGUUGCUUACCCAAACAGAUCAAAAUGGACAUAUACGGGCUUGCAAGGCGCUGUCGUGCUUUCCAACGACCUUGUUGGGAACACAUAUUGGCUCAAGAUGGUUGACAUAUCCCCUGCAAUGCGAGGGGUGGUAUGGGAUCAGGAGAUAUUCGACACAUGGAGCUACAACCAAGACCGAACAUUCUUCCACUCCUUCGAGCUAGAAGACUGUGUGGCCGCUCUGUCUUUCGUUGACGAGAAGGAAGCGAAGCAAUUCCUAAAGAAGAUGAACGACAGGGAAAAGAACGCGAGCAAGGCCACCAAGUCAACGCCAUUCGGAGGAGUGGCCCCAGGAGCAGCAGCCGGUCACCACAAACACAGCUUGUUAGGUGGCAUCUUCGGAGGACAUAGGCACGCCUCUGCACCAACGCCGCCCGACUCUCCUCGCAACAGCGCCCCCCCAAUUGGCCACUUCCACAGACAAUCAUCUGGGAGCAAUGGACACAGGUCCGAAUUCGCGACCCUCGAGGCAUUUGACCCCGAAUGGAGAGAGCACUUCGGCGACGACCUGAGAAGUAAAGGCCUUACAGAUGACUUCAUAAAGGACAAUCAGGACUUCAUCGUCGAUUUUCUCAAGCAGGAGCAGGCUCAAACGAAGCAUUCGACUCCCCCACCGCCACCACCUCCAGUCAACGGGACCGGCUCUAGGGCUCCUCCCCCCUCCCCCGGCACCGCGACGAGGCGGCGCUCCACCACCCCCUCCCGCACCAAGAAGGUCUGGGAAGGCCGAGCCGGCCGCCGUCGCCAGGGAGCCGACGCCUCCUCGCGACCCGUCUCCCCCAAGGCCCAGAUUCCAGCCAAGGCUCCCGCUCCCGGCCCUCCCCCUCCCCCACGGCCCGGAAAGUCUCCUGUCGAAGACACCAAAGAACCAGGCCACAAAUUCGGCGUCCCUCCGGCGUUCCAGGGCCAAAGGAGCGUCCCUCCUCCACCACAAAGUCGUGGCGCCGUGCCUCCUCCGCCUCCGUCGCGAGAGACGAGCGCUGUCCCGCCAGGUCCUCCGCCACCACUCCCCCCGAAAACCCCUGGAUCGGCCGCGCCGCCUCUUCCUCCUCCAACCUCCCGACCGGUGCCGGGUCUACCGGCGAGAAGCCCGGCAGGACCUCCUCCAUUACCAGCCUCCAGCGCUCCCCCAGCACCGCCGCCGCCAGCAGCCUCUGCGCCACCUCCACCGCCCGUGCCAGCAGCAAAUGCGCCUCCACCACCUCCAUUACCUCCAACCAACGCCCCGGCGGCCGCCCCUCCUCUGCCACCACCAUCCUCGAGUGGGCCUCCGCCGCCGCCUCCUCCUCCUCCAACUGGCGCGCCAAGCGGAAUUCCUCCUCCACCGCCGCCACCACCUGGUGGGAUGGCCGGCGUUCCUCCACCACCCGGCCCGCCUCCCCCGCCUGGACCACACCCGCCGCCUGGACCACCCCCGCCGCCUGGGCCCCCGCCGCCUCCAAAUCGCGACUCAGGAUACUCAUCCGGUGUUCCAGCAGCGGCGGGUGCCGAUCCCGGCCGUGCUGCUAUGCUGGACGGUAUACAGAAGGCCGGCGGUAUCGGUGCUCUGAAAAAGGUCGACAGGAGUCAGAUUCGUGACAGAAGUAGUGCGCAGGUUGGAGGUGGCAGCGAUACAGGCCCACAUGGAAGUGGUUUACCGCCAUCAGGGGUCGCACCAGCCGGCGGCGGCGGUAUGGCCGAUGCUUUGGCGGCGGCCCUUGCGGCGAGAAACAAGAAGGUUGCGCAUAGUGAUGACGAAGAUGAUAACGACGACUGGGACUAG
This is a messenger RNA of Diaporthe citri, 1899 nucleotides long. RefSeq lists its product as uncharacterized. Bases 1 to 1899 code for a protein of 632 amino acids. Gene Ontology annotation, molecular function: microtubule binding; actin binding. The transcript is spliced from 4 exons. Gene Ontology annotation, biological process: actin filament polymerization. The record is from RefSeq and is a predicted model, not a curated record. NCBI's taxonomy places the organism in Eukaryota, Fungi, Ascomycota, Sordariomycetes, Diaporthales, Diaporthaceae. Gene Ontology annotation, cellular component: cytoplasm; actin filament.